GGGGACUGGGGAAGUGUUAAAAUAACGUAACGCUUGUAGGUAGAAGCACUUUGAGAAGUCGUUUAACGUAGUCGAAGUCGUUUAGCACGUAAACGACAUUAGCUUUUCAUUCAGGUGAACGGCAGAAGUUAACGCGAGAAAACCGAACUCGCAGUUUCGCACCACACUAGCGACUUCGUGUGGUUUUGGCGAUAACUUCUAGAAGCUUCUUUCAUGGCGGUUAUCGUACAACUAGCGGCGGCGAUCGCGGUGGCGGUACUGGUGGUUGCGUUGCCGGUGGACGCCGGCGACAACAACCGAGUAUUCUCUCCGUGCACGGACACGCGAGUGCAGAGAUCGGACGGAUUCACGCUCGGAAUCGCGUUCGCGUCGAAGGACAAGUUCUUCUACAGCAACAAUAACAGCGUUCAGUUAUCACCUUGCGAUACCAGGCUCUCUCUCUCCAAUUCCAACUCUCAGAUCGCGCUGUUCAGACCCAAGGUCGACGAGAUCUCGCUCCUCACCGUUAACUCGUCCUCUUUCGUCGCGGACACGUAUGGCUAUAUGGUUGCAUUUGCUGGUCGGAAAUAUGCAGCAAGGUCCCCUCCUGCUUUUGUUGCAAACAGCACAUAUACUGUCACUAGUUUUACUCUUGUCCUCGAGUUUAAGAGGGGCAGGCUGCAAAAUUUAUAUUGGAAAAGAGAUGGUUGUGCUAAAUGCUCGGGUAACUCAAAAGCUGUCUGUCUCAACAAUCAGGACUGUGCACUACAAACAUCCAGCUGCAAGAGCCAUGGAGGACCUGUGGAUUGCAGCAUAGGAAUACAAUUGGCAUUCUCUGGCACAGAUAAACACCUUGCAGUUUUCAACUCUUGGUACGAAGUGAAAAACCUUCGCCAGUAUUCACUCUUUGGCCUUUAUUCAAAUCUGAGAGAUUCCCUCACUAGUCAGUAUGAUAAGUUUUUCUAAUUCCAUUUAGUUCUUUUGCUAAUUUAGUUUGUACCAAUCUGUCGUGAUUUUAUAUUGUUUCUACUUUAUCCCCAUUCAAACCCUUCUCUUAUAAAUACAUUUGUGAGAACCUCGAACGAUGCGUGUAUAUUUGUAUACCAAAAGCUAUUUUGAUUAUGCUGGAGAGUGGAGAGAGUACAAUACAUAUGAAUUUGUU
This is a messenger RNA of Abrus precatorius (Indian licorice), 1141 nucleotides long. RefSeq lists its product as uncharacterized. The record is from RefSeq and is a predicted model, not a curated record. Gene Ontology annotation, cellular component: cytosol; nucleus. Gene Ontology annotation, molecular function: metal ion binding. The transcript is spliced from 3 exons. Lineage: Eukaryota; Viridiplantae; Streptophyta; Magnoliopsida; Fabales; Fabaceae. Gene Ontology annotation, biological process: protein histidyl modification to diphthamide; tRNA wobble uridine modification. The coding region runs from base 214 to 945 and encodes 243 amino acids.